GGCGGGGCUACACGCCGGGAUAUCAACAAGUUGCAACGAGAACGCACACGUGCCAUUUUGAUUUUGGUCUCACAGCAGCGACGAACAGACACGAGUCAACCUUCCAGACAUGAAAGCUUUAUCUCCAGAGUCUCCCCGACCGCGCUCCAUGAGAAGGUUCUCCAAACCUGUGAUGGAGAAACGCAGAAGGGAGAGGAUCAACCAGAGUCUGGAGACUUUACGACUCCUGAUGCUGGAGAACACCGACAGUGAGAAUCUGAAGAAUCCAAAGGUGGAGAAGGCAGAGAUCCUGGACAGUGUGGUCCACUUCCUGAGGACAAAGAACGAGGUGGAGAGGGCUCACCGGGCCCGGAACGGAGUCCCGAGCAGGGAGCUGGGACAUGCGUGUACCCGCCAGCACAACUACCAUGAAGGCAUGAGGGCCUGUCUGAUGAGGGUCAGCCACUUCAUAGCCAGCAAGAGCCAGGAGUUAGGGGAGGGCUGCGGGGAGGCAUUGCGGGCUUCCCUCGCGUAUCCCGAACCCCAGACCCACCCUUCAUCCCCAGGGGACAUGUACAGGGAGCUGACCCCCUCCCCUGCAGCUCUGUCUCCUCAACAUCUGCAACAUCAGCACGCCAUGUCCCACCCAUACCUCACCCAGGUGCCUGGCCUCCACUGUGACACCAGGGAGCCCUUCUCCUCCACCGUUGGCCCCACGCACGUCACCGAUCCUGUGUGGAGGCCCUGGCCUCAGUGACAGACACUUUGACACAGAUGUUAUUUUCUAUAUAUGGCUGCUAUAGAUGCCGACAGACUGUAAAUAUGUAUGUUGUUGUACAGCCUGGAUUCUAUUGUACAGUGAAGAUAUUUUCCAUGAAAACUCCCACGUAAGAUUAAAUUCUCCACUUUCAUGUGGAGCUGUUGCCUUUCGGUUCUUAUGAUUCGCAGCGCACCAUGUUUUUUCUUUCUUUCUUUUUUUUUGAGUUUAACUGUAAAUAUGUGAUGUUUUGAGGUGGCAGUGUCUGUGCACUGUUAUUUUUUUAUAUACGAAUACCCAAGUGUAUUCGUUGCUGCAGAAACGCGAGCGUCAAAAUGCCUUUUUUCCUCUUUUUUUUUUACAGCUUGAUCAGAAUUGUUGUUCUUGUUUUGCUGCCUUUGUUUGAUGUUGUAAAUAUUUCACACGUGAAAAGUGGAAGACCGUGAAUUUAUUUUAUGACUGUGUUUUUUGCUGAAUUCUCUGUCCCCACAAUAAAAGUACAAUUUCCUGAUCAUUCCUGA
Molecule: messenger RNA, 1257 nt
Organism: Acanthopagrus latus (yellowfin seabream)
Lineage: Eukaryota; Metazoa; Chordata; Actinopteri; Spariformes; Sparidae
Gene: her5
Product: hairy-related 5
Exons: 3
Coding region: 110-736 (208 amino acids)
Biological process (GO): anterior/posterior pattern specification; regulation of neurogenesis; regulation of transcription by RNA polymerase II
Cellular component (GO): nucleus
Molecular function (GO): protein dimerization activity; RNA polymerase II cis-regulatory region sequence-specific DNA binding; DNA-binding transcription factor activity, RNA polymerase II-specific
Source: RefSeq, a predicted model, not a curated record